This is a messenger RNA of Prosopis cineraria, 450 nucleotides long. RefSeq names its product LEAF RUST 10 DISEASE-RESISTANCE LOCUS RECEPTOR-LIKE PROTEIN KINASE-like 1.2. The transcript has a single exon. The record is from RefSeq and is a predicted model, not a curated record. Gene Ontology annotation, molecular function: protein kinase activity. NCBI's taxonomy places the organism in Eukaryota, Viridiplantae, Streptophyta, Magnoliopsida, Fabales, Fabaceae. The coding region runs from base 1 to 450 and encodes 149 amino acids. Gene Ontology annotation, biological process: phosphorylation.
AUGCCAGCAGUUGAUAUGAAUAGGCCUAGAGAUGAAAUAAAUCUAGCAAAUCUAGCCAUAACAAAGAUUCAAAAAAGUGCAUUGGGCGAGUUGGUGGAUCCUUCUCUUGGUUUUGAGUUAGAUAAUGAGGUGAGGAGGAUGAUUGUUUUAGUGGCAAAGUUAGCUUUUCAGUGUCUACAAAAGGAAAAGGAUUUGAGACCCUCUAUGGAUGAGGUUUUGGAGAUUUUAAGGAGAAUUGAAAGUGGAAAUGAGGAGCUUAAUCAUAUAGAAGAAGUGGAUAUUGAUGGUGCUGUUGAUAUAUCAUAUAGUAGUCCUAUAGAUCUAUCAUCACCACCUUCUCCGAAUUGUGAUGAGACUAGAUUGUUGAAAAGUAUGAAGUCAUUGCCUUCACCUAUAGCUGUGAUCAACAAAUGGCAUGGUGAAUCAACUAUAACUUUUGGAAGUGCUUAA